Molecule: messenger RNA, 1737 nt
Organism: Lathyrus oleraceus (garden pea)
Lineage: Eukaryota; Viridiplantae; Streptophyta; Magnoliopsida; Fabales; Fabaceae
Exons: 3
Coding region: 1-1737 (578 amino acids)
Source: RefSeq, a predicted model, not a curated record
AUGGUUGUGAACAAUCUCCAAUUUCCGCAACGAACAGAUUCCAUUAUUCAGACUUUGCAGACACAUAUUGGACAACUUGCCACUUCGAUGAAUGUCAUGCAGCAAGCCCAAGGAUCAAACCAACUUCCUUCCCAAACAGUUGUGAAUUCAAAAGGCCCUAAUGCUAAUGUGAGUGCAAUUUCGUUGAGAUCCAGGAAGGUAACAGAACCAGCCCCAGAAAAAAAUAAAAAAGUUCUUGAGGUAACACUUGAACCUUCUUCCGUUGUGAUAGAAACUGAACCCUCUGUUGUGCUAGAAACUGAAAAAGAAAAAGAGAAAGAGUAUGUGCCACCAGUUCCCUUCCCAUAUAGAAUACUGAAAAAUAAAAGGAUUGAUGAUGGAUACAAGGAGAGAGAGAUUUUAGAUGUGUUUAGAAAAGUGGCGGUAAACAUUCCGCUUCUUGAUAUUAUUAAGCAGGUUCUAAAGUAUGCAAAAUUUCUAAAAGACUUAUGCACAAGUAAGAGAAGGUUGAAGGGCAAUGAGAGAGUAAUUUUGGGACGAAACAUUUCAGCCCUUAUCCAGCCUAAGCAGUCACCUGAGAAAGCUACUGUUUCAUCCCUCAAUCAGGGUAACAUUUCUCCUACAGGUGAAGUUUUCCAUGAAGUUUUUUAUGCAAUUGAAGCUCUUGACAUCCCGAUUGUCCCAAACACCUCAUCCAUUGAGCAACCACCUUCCCUAGAGCUGAAACAACUCCCUGAAAAUCUGAAAUAUGCUUAUUUAGAUAGUAAUGAAAAACUUCCGGUUAUAAUUUCUUCUAACCUUGAUUUCGAUCAAGAAAGUAAGUUUUUCCAAGUUUUGAGGAAGCAUAAAAAGGUGAUUGGGUGGACAUUGGCUGACAUACCAGGCAUUAGUCCUUCAAUGUGUAUGCACAGGAUUUUACUUGAGGAUGGUUGUAAAACAGUGAGGCAGCCCUAUAGGAGGCUUAAUCCUUUGAUUCUCGAUGUUAUGAAGAAAGAGGUAACCAAACUCUUGCAAGCAGGUUACUUUCAUAUUCAUAUUGCACCAGAAGAUCAAGAAAAGACCACUUUCAUGUGUCCAUUCGGUACAUUUGCUUACAAGAGGAUGCCUUUUGGUCUUUGUAAUGCUCCUAGCACAUUUCAGGGAUGCAUGAUUAGCAUUUUUGCUGAUUUUAUUGAAAAUUGCAUGGAAGUGUUUAUGGAUGAUUUCACUGUUUAUGGUUCUUCAUUUGAUGCAUGUUUGAAUAGUUUAAAUUUGGUUUUAGAGAGAUGCAUUGAAACUGACCUUGUUUUAAAUUAUGAAAAAUGCCAUUUUAUGGUCGAACAUGGAAUUGUCCUGGGUCACAUAAUUUCUAAAAAAGGAAUUCCAGUAGACCCUACUAAGGUUAAUGUUAUUUCUACACUUCCUUACCCAUCUUGCAUUCACGAGAUUCGUUCUUUUCUUGGUCAUGCAGGUUUUUACAGGUGCUUCAUAAAGGAUUUCAGCAAGAUAGAUCUUCCGCUAUCAAACUUGUUGAAUAAUGAUGUCACUUUUAACUUUGAUGACAACUGCAAAAAAGCAUUUGACUUCUUGAAGAAAGCAUUGACCUCCGCCCCUAUCAUCCAGCCCCCUGACUGGACCCUCCAUUUCGAGAUUAUGUAUGAUGCUUCAAACUAUGUUAUUGGGGCGAUCCUUGCACAAAGAGUUGAUAAGGCUUCCCAUGUUAUUUAUUAUGCUUCUAGGACUUUAGAUUUUGCAUAA